AUGGCUAAGAGAUAUCUACUAAAGAUGAUACUACCAUUGUUCGCAUGUGUGCUGGUGUAUAUUUGGUUAAAUAGAACGAACAAGAAGAAACACUCGGAACUCCUCUUAAGACAUAGCACAAAAACCCGACUGAGGGAUAACUCUAGGAUGUUAUUCAAUAUGAGGAAUACAACCGAGUUAAACCUUAUUGGUCACAUGAAUUUUAACAACGCACGAACAACAUCGAUAGAAUCGUCAGCGUUGCCGUCGCCAUCGUCAUUAUCAGAAAAACGAACACCGAUGACUUCUUUGACAGCAACAACAACACCGAGCACGAGCACCAAGCCAACAACUACCAUCGACCCUCUCGCACGUCUUGACAACUGUUCAAACUGUUUCCUACAUAACUUUAACUUUAUUCAUGUCAACAAAGACAUAUGCAGUGUGAAACAAACUUCCAACAUAGACGUUGUUAUUUUAAUCUCGACAACACCUGGUAAUCGACACAAAAGAGAGGUAAUUCGAAGGACAUGGCUAAACAUUUCUAAAAACAAUACAUCAAACGUAAGGUACGUCUUCCUGCUGGGUUCCCAGUCUAACAAGCCAUUGAAACAGGAUAUAACUCGAGAGUUUGCUAAAUAUAAGGAUAUCGUGCAAGAGGAUUUCAUCGACAGCUACAAUAAUCUGACAUUAAAAACAUUAAUGGGAUUUAAGUGGGCUAAUUUGUUUUGUUCUUCUGCCAAAUUUGUGAUGAAAACUGAUGACGACGUAUAUGUCAAUGUUCGGAAUUUGUUAGAAAGCGUGAAAAAUCAUGAAAAACAACUUGAGAAUUCUGUUGGAGGAUAUUGUAAACACGUUGCGUUACCUGUCCGAGAUAGCAGAUUUAAAUGGUACGCGUCACUUCGUCAGUACCCGAGGUCGGUGUACCCAGGAUACUGUUCAGGAACAGGGUACGUUACUAGUAUGACUACAAUGAGAAAAGUCUAUACUAUAUCAAAAGACGUGCCAUUUUUUUACCUUGAGGAUGUAUAUAUAUCGUUAUGUAUUGAACAGCUUAGUGAUACACUGACGAGUCUACAGGGAUUUAACCCUGUUCUUGUGCCAUUAGACAGCUGUGUAUAUAAGGGACCAUAUAUGGUAACCUCGCAUGGUCUGACUCCAGAAAACAUGGUGUCUAUGUUUACACAGGAUUGCAUAACAGAAAACACUACUAGAAUUGAUAACAUUUGA
Molecule: messenger RNA, 1209 nt
Organism: Ylistrum balloti
Lineage: Eukaryota; Metazoa; Mollusca; Bivalvia; Pectinida; Pectinidae
Product: beta-1,3-galactosyltransferase 1-like
Exons: 1
Coding region: 1-1209 (402 amino acids)
Cellular component (GO): membrane
Molecular function (GO): hexosyltransferase activity
Source: RefSeq, a predicted model, not a curated record